Molecule: messenger RNA, 2520 nt
Organism: Pangasianodon hypophthalmus (striped catfish)
Lineage: Eukaryota; Metazoa; Chordata; Actinopteri; Siluriformes; Pangasiidae
Gene: mpl
Product: MPL proto-oncogene, thrombopoietin receptor
Exons: 12
Coding region: 223-2163 (646 amino acids)
Biological process (GO): cytokine-mediated signaling pathway; hemopoiesis; positive regulation of cell population proliferation
Cellular component (GO): external side of plasma membrane
Molecular function (GO): protein binding; cytokine receptor activity
Source: RefSeq, a predicted model, not a curated record
CUGUUCGGACAUCUAGGGGAAGUUCAUUCCACCACCUUGGUGCCAGAACAGAGAAGAGUCUCGAUGCAUGCCUUCCUUGUACCCUGAGAGAUGGUGGGACCAGUUGAGCAGUGCUAGAGGAUCAGAGGGAGCGUGGUGGCGCUCGAGGUGUGAUAAGCUUUGAGAUAAGUGGGUGCUGGUCCGUUUUUGGCUUUGUAGGCAAGCAUCAGUGUUUUAAAUCUGAUGCGGGCAGCUACAGGAAGCCAGUGGAGGGAGCGCAGCAAUGGGGUGGUGUGGGAAAAUUUAGGAAGGUUGAAAACCAAUCAUGCAGCUGCAUUCUGGAUCAGGUGCAGAGGACGAAUGGUGCUCAGAGCCAGACCUGCCAGGAAUCUGGCACUGCUGGCUGCUGAGCCAUAUCCAGCGUGUUUCACUAGAAGUUUUUCAGACUUCACCUGCUUCUGGGAGGCACCUGCGGGAAAAUCCUAUGACUUCCUUUAUAAAAUAGAUGAUGGUUCAGAGAGCAGAUGUAACACAAGUCAGCAGGAGACUGCAGAAGGAAAAAUCCUCCAUUUCUGCUUCUUCCCACCCAGUGAUAUCUUUAUAUUCGCCUACACACACGUCAAAGUGGUGGAUAAAGACACCAAUACAUCUGUCUACACCCGCACCCUUAGUGUAGAGGACAACCGCCUGUUUUAUCCUCCGUCAAAUGUAUCUCUUCACUCUACUGGAAAGGCAGGGCAAAUUCAUGUUAAGUGGCCAGCACUAUCAGAAAUGAAAGAUCAGGUGCAGUAUGAGCUACGUUACUCCUCUAAGGAAUUACAGGAUACAGUUGUACUGAAGAAAGGCUCCAGAUGUGAGCAUACGUUGCUCUCCCUGGUCCCAGGACAGCCAUGCACAGUGCAGAUCAGGGUUAAGGCCAGUUUUGCUGAUACUGGAGGCCACUGGAGUGACUGGUCAACUCCAGUUACAGUCAUGGUGCCUCAGACAGCAGCUGACAUUGAGUUAAAGUGUCACACUUCUGAUCUGCACCAAGUCCAGUGUCAAUGGAACGAGGAGCGAUAUGGGUAUGCGAACCUACAUUACCGACAAACCGACAGGAAUAUUUGGGGGAACUGGAAGACCUGUAACAAGAGUAAUUCUUCUGCAAGUCAGUGUGUGCUCUAUGGGGAGGAAUACACCAUGUUCCAGGUUUACCUUACAACUACAUUCGGGCUCCUUAACCGAACCUUUUACAUGGACGUGUUCAGGAUGAACAAUAGCAUCAAAACAGAGCCUCCAGGAGGACUUAAGGGAGAGAUCAUUGGAGAAAGGCUUUGUCUGAAAUGGAUCUCUCCUCUUCCACAAAUAUCUGAGCAUUUAAUGUAUCAGGUUCGCUACCAGCUACAAGGAGAGAACAAGUGGAAGCUUUUUAUGGUGCAAAAUCCUAGUACCAGCACCUGUCUGGAUGUGCAAGCAAGUGGCCAGUACACCAUCCAAAUAAAAGCUAUGCCCAAUGGAUUACUGUACAGCGGGGUCUGGAGUGCUUGGUCUAAACCUCUCACAGAACAACUGUCUUCAAACACAGGGUUGCUGUUUAUUGCAUGUGUACCCUUUGGCUUGCUCAUCAUUUCUGUUGUAUUGUUCUCCUUCUUCACCAGAUAUACUAGUAAGCUCAAGCAGGUUCUGUGGCCACCAGUCCCAAACCUGAAUGAUAUGCUGGAAAAUUUCCUGAAAGAUAUCAAUGGACAACACUGGGAGCCCAACAUCAGCAUCAAGCAGUGUGAUGACGACACCCCUGCUUCUGUGGUGGAGAUCAUGUCUGAAAAGGAGGCUCAAGUCAUAAAGAAACCUUCCUGGCCAUCUAACUGCCCAUAUUUCCCACAAUACCGGUCGGCUGUGGAUAGCAAUGAGGAGCAUGCAGUGCAUGGCCUAGAGAUGACCCGAGAGUAUGUAAUCUUAAAGUCUAGCCCUGUCAAUGACAUCUCAAGCCUGACUGGGAAUGAUUAUGUGUAUGGACUGAAUGCCUCAUCGGAUCAGCUUGAGGAAAGUGUCUGCUGUUAUUCUUCUCUCUGUUCGGACACUUUUUCAGCCUCCACCACCAACAUCGUCAACCAUUCCUAUUUGCAGGCUGAGUUUGGGAGCCUCCACACCAUAACUGGCCAUUAUACCAAUCUGGAAAAUGUAACAACGUCUAAGGAAGAGUGAAAAGAAGGAGUAGAUUCAUCUUCGAGUAGGCAUAGUGCAGUAAAAGCAGGGCAAAACCUUUUGGAGUUUAACCUACAUGCAGUAGGUAAACCCUGUCAGGUUUGAAAGCAUUGAAGUAAAAUAGAAAACAAGGUCAGAACUCUGAGAUCAAGUGUAAAUAUGCUUAGAUUGCAUCUCUAAGAGUAGUGUAAAUAUGCUUUUUGCUUCCGAACUGAAGGAUAGAGGUUGUACCGUAUGAAAAAUAUCUGAAGACAUUAUUCUCAAAGUGAAAGUCAGGCCAAUUAGAGGAAGAAAAAAAAAAAAACACCACGGCGCGUUUCAACAAAACCAAAUUAAAGAAAUUUCAAAAUUACUCAA